AUGGGCUUUACGAACGCUAGAAUCGCCAUCAUUGGCGGCGGCCUGGGAGGCAUGGCAUUCGCCAAUGCUGCCGUCCAUGUAGGGCUUACCAAUAUCGAUGUCUACGAAUCCGCACCACAAUUCACAGAAGUCGGCGCUGGUGUUAAUAUCACCAGGAAUGCAAAUCGAAUACUGGACGCUUACGGGCUCAAGCAGGCGAUGCUGUGGAAAUCCUCCAGAGAUCCGCCAUGCUAUAUGGAGUAUCGGCACCAGAAGACCGGCGAGGUUAUGGGGCAGAUAGACGAAUUCGGGCAACCAUCGUCAAGACAGAUUCAUCGCGCCCAUCUACUUGAUGUCCUCAAAGAACGUCUUCCCUCUUCAAUCCUACACACGGGAAAGCGUUUGCGCUCGAUAGAGUACACAGGCUCUGAGUAUAUAUUGAGCUUCGAAGAUGGCUCCGUCAGCACAGCAACGAUCAUCAUUGGCUGUGAUGGCAUCAAGUCGGUGGUCAGGCAGCACCUAGGCAUAGGAGACUCCCCAAAUUACUCGGGACAGGUGGUCUACAGAGGCUACGUGCGCUACGAGGACCUCUCACCGGAGGUUGCAGCUGUGUACCGGAAGACAGUGAUCUUCCGUGGCCACCGGAAGCAUAUCUUGACGCUGCCAAUAGGCAACGAUGAGUCUCGUACUUCCAGAAUCGGCGUUAUUGGCUUCGCGAGCGAGCCUCUCAGCGAAUGGAAGUCCGAAAGCUGGAUGGCUACCGCUCCUAUAGACAGUCUACACGAGCACGUCAGAGACUGGGCUUCACCAAUUCAGGAGCUCAUACAGGGAUUGCGGAAGAAUCACACGGAUGGCAGAAUGUUGAAGCAGGCGUUGUACGUCCGCGAUCCAGUCGACAAGUGGUUCCACGUCGAAGAGUCGAAUCCGGCGCAUGGCAUUGUCCUCGUGGGCGACAGCGUUCACUCAACUCUGCCACAUCAAGGCCAAGGGACUUGUAUGGCUAUCGAGUCUGGCAUCGCUUUGGCUACCAUUCUUCGUAACUGGGGCUCGGAUGACCUUGCCUCGAGCUUCCAACUCUACAAGGACAUUCGCAAACCACGCACCGAUAAGGUCACCCAGACGAGUUACGAAGCAGGACUGUUGGCAUCUGCAGACCUGCCUGAGUCUUUUACUGAGACAUUCCGACCAGAGUUGUUGAAAGAGCGAAUGAGAUGGAUCAUGGAAGGCGACGUUCUAGCCGAGGUUUAUCGGAGAGGUGCGCCUUUCUUUGCUAAGCAGCAGGCUGCACCUGCCGUGGGUGAGGCGAAGGUGCAGGUGCAAGCUAGUUUGUGA
Cyphellophora attinorum is the source of this 1311-nucleotide messenger RNA. RefSeq names its product Salicylate hydroxylase. Bases 1 to 1311 code for a protein of 436 amino acids. Gene Ontology annotation, molecular function: FAD binding; monooxygenase activity. The record is from RefSeq and is a predicted model, not a curated record. Lineage: Eukaryota; Fungi; Ascomycota; Eurotiomycetes; Chaetothyriales; Cyphellophoraceae. The transcript is spliced from 2 exons.